AUGAAUGGCCACACAGAGAUUGCCGGUAUCCUUGACGGUGUGUCACUGAGCUCUUUUGAGAAUGAAGACCAGAGAGGCAAGGCCCUUCUAGCGGCAUAUGCUCUAGCAGCUCGGCUGGAGACGCCAUGGGAGACCACGGCUCGGCUCUGUAUGAGCCAGCCUGCGCUAGGAGCGGCGUUGAAGGUGUGCAAGGACCUACAACUGUUCGAAAAGUGGUACGAAGGCGGAGACAAAGCCCUAAGCUCAGAACAAUUGAGUGAUCUUGUGCCAUGCGAAGCGGCUCUGCUGGAACGUCUCCUCCGCCAUUUAGCCUCUAAUCAUAUGCUCCACGAACCAUCGAUCGGAACUUACGAACAGACACCUUUCACCAAAUCCCUCCUAGAUCCCGUGUUCGGAGAGUGGAUCAACCAUCUCUAUGACGCUACCUUGCCAACCUUCUUCAAGCUACCGGAAUACCUAGCUCAAACUAAGUACAAAGUGCCCUUGGACCCAGAAAACGGAGUGUUCCAGUACGCCAAGGGCUGGAAAGGCGACAUGUUCAAUUACUACGCAGCUCAUCCACGCGAGGGGGAAUCUUUCAAUCAUGUCAUGGGAGGCGUCAUGGCGAGACAAGCUGGUUGGCUCGAUAUAUUCCCCCACGAUCGCGUAGUGGAGACAGCCGUAGGAGAUGGACCAUUGGUCGUUGACGUGGGUGGAAACAUUGGCCACGAUAUCGAACGAUUCCGUCAGGCGCACCCUGGCACUGCCGAGCGCCUAUAUCUCCAGGAUCGGCCCGAGGUUGUGAAGUUGUCAAAGAGUCCUGACCCGGUCAAUAAGGUCGCGUACGAUUUCUUCACGCCGCAGCCCGUAAAAGGUGCGCGUGUGUACUACAUGCAUGGCGUGCUUCACGACUGGUCCGACGAGCCGGCGCGGAAGAUUCUGGCUAUGCAACGGGAUGCUCUGAAACCUGGGUACAGCACACUGCUCAUCCACGAUCAUAUUGCGCCUCGAGAGCGAGCACAUCCUCAUACCACGGCAUACGAUCUGACUAUGAUGGUGAUGGUGGCCGGAACCGAGCGGACUGAGGCGCAGUGGCAGGAGCUGUUGCAGUCGGAGGGUUACAAAGUGGUAAAAAUCUGGACUUCGCCACUAGCUGUGCAGAGCAUCAUCGAAGCGGAGUUGGCUUGA
This is a messenger RNA of Paraphaeosphaeria sporulosa, 1167 nucleotides long. RefSeq names its product S-adenosyl-L-methionine-dependent methyltransferase. Gene Ontology annotation, molecular function: O-methyltransferase activity. The transcript has 4 exons. NCBI's taxonomy places the organism in Eukaryota, Fungi, Ascomycota, Dothideomycetes, Pleosporales, Didymosphaeriaceae. Bases 1 to 1167 code for a protein of 388 amino acids. The record is from RefSeq and is a predicted model, not a curated record.